AUGCCGUCAGGGGGUGUGGGCGUGAACCCGAACGGGCCGCCGCCCGAGUAUCGCCCGUGGAGCGACUACGACUUUCAGUCUCUGAAUCUGGGGCUGAACCAGGAGUGGAUUGAGCUCGAUUUGUUCCACUACGGCCUGGCCAAGUUCUCGAAGCAGGAGUUCUAUGAUGCCGGACUCAACGACGACUACCAGUUCCUGAUCGAGUGGAUGGCGGACCAGGAGGUCGGGCAUGCGACCUCGUUCCCAAUGACAACAUGA
Molecule: messenger RNA, 258 nt
Organism: Coniophora puteana RWD-64-598 SS2
Lineage: Eukaryota; Fungi; Basidiomycota; Agaricomycetes; Boletales; Coniophoraceae
Exons: 2
Coding region: 1-258 (85 amino acids)
Source: RefSeq, a predicted model, not a curated record